AUGGUGUGGACGGUCAAGGAACUCUUCAAAAAGUAUCCGGACUGGCCCUUGGCUCUCCUGUCGUACAGCAAUGCACCUGGCGUCACCGGCAACAGCCCCGCUCAGCUGCUGAUGAAAUGCAGCCUCCGGACUUACCUUCCUGUGCCUACAGCUACAGUUCUUCCCAAUUCUUUUUGCGCUGCCGACUUCAACAUGCGUGACCCGGCCCAACGUCGCCGCCAGUGUCAAGAUUUGAACCGUCGGCACGCUGAGAAGGACUUACAUCCUCUGGAGAAGGAGAACAUCAUUCGCGUCGUUGACCACAAGCACCUCGUGUUUGAAAUCAAGGCCGAAGCCAAGCCCUUCUACUCACAAGGGCAGCGGGCAUGCGGGGGCCUCGUCAAGCCAAACCGAACUAUUAUGUUUGAUCACGUCGUUGGUGAACACAAAAAAGAUAAGUACAUAUUUGAGCACACAAACAAGGAGAUGCUGACGACGCUUCUUGAUGGCUGCAAUUGCUCCUUGUUCGCGUAUUGUGCAACCGGAGCCGGCAAGACGUUCACGAUGUUGGGCUCCAAGGAGUGUCCCAGAGUGGUCUCCCUGACGGCCAUCGAGCUCUACCGCCACAUUGACAAGCGCCGCUCCGAGGGCCACUCGUGCGACGUGGCGGUCACCUACCUGGAAGUCUACAACGAGGUCUGGGCCCCAAAACGCCGCUGCACUGGCAACAACCGAUCGUCGCCCGGGGCUUGCGUGAACGUGGCCGUGAGGGUGCGCCCACUGAGCGAGCGUGAGUCCAAGACGUCCAGCACCAUUCGCGUCGUUGACCACAAGUACCUAGUGUUCGAAAACAAGGCCGAAGUCGAGCCCUUCUACUCUCAAGGGCAGCGGGCAUGCAUGGGCCUCGUCAAGCCAAACCGACCAUUUAGGUUUGAUCAAGUCGUUGGCUUGGAGCGUGCCAGUGCGGUGAACGGAAGCGUCAAGGACCUUAUACGCGAGGGCACCAAGGUCAACCUAUCAAUGGUGGCACCAAGCAACUGCAUCGAUGCCCUGUCCAAGAGUGGAGCUCAGCGGGUGCCGUACCGGGAUUCGAAGCUGACGCACAUAAUGAAGGACUCUUCUGGUGGCACGUGUGGCACCCUCAUGAUUGCGGCUGUGUCGCCGUCCAAGCUCAGCUAA
Molecule: messenger RNA, 1158 nt
Organism: Rhipicephalus microplus (southern cattle tick)
Lineage: Eukaryota; Metazoa; Arthropoda; Arachnida; Ixodida; Ixodidae
Product: kinesin-like protein KIF18B
Source: RefSeq, a predicted model, not a curated record